Messenger RNA from Soboliphyme baturini, 537 nucleotides. NCBI's taxonomy places the organism in Eukaryota, Metazoa, Nematoda, Enoplea, Dioctophymatida, Soboliphymatidae. The record is from the annotation of a GenBank genome assembly.
AUGGAACAAUGUUCUGAUGACCCCAGAGGCACUGAACGUCGAACGUCAAGGCAUGCUGUUUCAUUGACCAUCGCACGGUCCAGUUUGGCCAUCAAGCGCGCGGCGAAACUGACCACGUCUUUGAGGCCGAGCACAUUGGCAUCGGACUUCAAACUUUCCGUCUUGCAGCUCCAACCGAGAGGCCUGCUGUACAAGGCAGUGAUCGUCGUACAACUGCAUCCGUGGUUUGUGACGGCGGUCGAUCGUGCGUACGACAUCAACUGCUUCUUCUCAGAGACCGAUGCCAUGAUCACAUCCAAUCUGGAAGUUAGCUCGCUUCGUCCGAAUCCGAUUCAAGUCGGCCCGACACUCCCCACCUGCUUCUACUCCCUGCACUUGGACAGUCCCACCGGAGCGGCGGUGCGCUACGCGAAGGUCGGCGACCAGGUAUGGCACGUAUGGGAAUGCGAAAGCGAUACGAUGGGGAUGCUUGUCCACAACUGCGUCGUGCACGAUGGUCAUGGCACAGAGAUUCCGAUCAUCGACGCCAACGGGUAG